Aspergillus chevalieri is the source of this 717-nucleotide messenger RNA. RefSeq lists its product as uncharacterized. NCBI's taxonomy places the organism in Eukaryota, Fungi, Ascomycota, Eurotiomycetes, Eurotiales, Aspergillaceae. The transcript has a single exon. The record is from RefSeq and is a predicted model, not a curated record. Bases 1 to 717 code for a protein of 238 amino acids.
AUGCUGGAUCAGUUCGCGGCCCUUAAAUGGGUCCAUGCCAAUAUCGAUGCCUUUGGAGGAGAUCCGUCUCGCAUCACUGUCAUGGGCCAGUCGGCUGGCUCUGCUGCCACCCGGCAUAAUCUCAACAGCAACCUGACCAGAGGACUCAUUACCGGCGCCAUUAUCGAGAGUGGCGUGCGGGAUCCCCGCAAUCCGCUAUACACGAGUCUGGCCGAGGCCUACAUCACGCUGAACGACUCGUACGCCACAGGUGUCGAAUACCUGUCUAGCCUGGGGUUAUCCAGCAUUGCCGACGCCCGUGAGAAGUCUAUGGACGAGCUCCUCAAUGCGACUAUCAGCGCUUCUGGCGAUAGUAUAAGCUUCUCGGCUACUCUGGACUACUACGCAAUGCCCGACACCUACUGGAACACUUUACGGCGCCAGCUACAGCCUGAACAUCAGCGUUACCGAGUACUUGUCCGAUUUGAACUCAACAUACUCGAGCCCCUGGUGCAAGCGCUUCCUCUCUCUGUAUCCCUCCAACGACUUAAAACGACAGCCUCGGGAGCAUACAACUCCAUGUUCACCGACAGGUCCAAAGUGGGCACGUAUUUCUGGUCCCGACUCUGGGCCACCGCGCGCUCGUCCCCAGUUUACAAUUACUUCUGGGACCAUGCUCCUCCGGGGCAAUCCUCCGGUGCUGCUCAUGAGUCUGAGGUCAACUAUGUGCUGAAAUAA